CGUCUCUCUUUCGUUACCAAUGACGACAACACAAAAUGGCGGACGCUUGAGCUAUCAUAAACACAUACGUUUUUACGCUAAAAACUCGUCAAAUAUGUACGUCCCAGCAUGUAGCCCUUCUUCUUCAAUAUUCAGUGAGAUGCUGGAACUUAAUGCACAGCGUUAUGUUAGCAAAAGAGACGAUUUUGACGACGAAAUAACCCGAGAAGAGAACUAUAACGCAGCGAAAAGCUCGCCUGUCUUCGUCGGCCGUUAUGGCCACAAGUUGACUGAUUCCUCCGGUGAUGCUGUGAUGGAUGGCGACGAUGGUUUCUCGACUCGCUCGUCGUUUUUACCAGACUUCGAUGCAUCCACAACACACCCGGCAGCCUACGGUUACGUUUUGCUGGACAAGAAACCGCCCGUUGUUAAGGAAGCAACUCCCCUUCCAAACCCCAAAGAAUGUAGCCCUAGAGAAUACUUGGGAGCCUAUAUUUUCCCUACGCUUCUACCUGGACUUGAGAAAAUGCUUGGGGCUGCAAAAGAGAACAAGGUUUUUGAGAGAAGAAGAACAAAGUUCAAUGCUUGUGACUUUAUCACUGAGUAUUUAUAUAGAAAUAACCCUAGGUAUGACACAAGACAAGAGAUGACCCUGGAGCAGAUACCAUUUGUGCAGAGAAUCCUUGAGGAAAACCCUAGGCCACCCCUCCCUAUGUCUCUAUUGCUGAGUGACGAAGAGGCUUCAGUCAUCAUCCAGUCAGCAUACAGGGGCUACCUGACCAGGAAACGCCCAGAUGUCCAGGAACUCAGACAGUACCAGAAGGAAAUGAGAAAUGAGGCAGUGGAUAUUUUCCUGAAGGUUGAGGAUUUCUGGCGGAAACACCCUGUAGAUGAGCUAGUAGAGGAUGAUUCUGCAACAGCAGAGUCCCUUACUGAAGCCAACAGCACUCUCGCUGCCACCACUGAGGGCAGCAUCUCUAACUAAUGAAACAUCUGCAGUAAUGGUCCCUGGUUUUGAACAAUUCACUUACACUGCUGGUUUAGGUCUAGGUUACCUUAGAAAUGAACUAUGGUUGCUAUAAACCCUGAGUUCUAGACGACUUGAGCCAUGGAUCUCCGCAACUACCCUGCGGCCAUGGUACCAGAAAGAUAUCUGGCUUUCAGGAGUCCUAAAUGACCUUGGAAUUUCUUGCAACCCCAAUCACACCUUUUAAGUUUUCAUUAGUUCAUUAGUAAAUCAAAGCUGUUGAUAUUGUAAAUAGUAACUAUUAUAUGUUGUUAGAAUUUGAACAUAGUCUCUAGACGUUAACAUUUUAAACAGCUUUAUGAGUUUACAUACUUUCUGUUAUAGCACUCUUUAUGAUAUCUUUGUGCUAUUCGCCGAUUUUACAGCUCAUUUUAAAGCGCCUUGCUCUGUUUUGCUUAGCUUGAAAAGCUUCUAAAAAAUCGAACUGACUGUAAAGAUUGAAUGAGCCAUUGAACAUACUAAAGGGAUUUUAUUCCAUACAAUUCAGCUACCAUAAGAAGUUAGCAUUUUAUGUACAAGUGAACAAUAAAUGAGAACAAAUACACAAAUUUGUAGCCAGUUA
Messenger RNA from Nematostella vectensis (starlet sea anemone), 1568 nucleotides. Its product is annotated as IQ domain-containing protein K. The transcript has 6 exons. Bases 20 to 964 code for a protein of 314 amino acids. The record is from RefSeq and is a predicted model, not a curated record. NCBI's taxonomy places the organism in Eukaryota, Metazoa, Cnidaria, Anthozoa, Actiniaria, Edwardsiidae. Gene Ontology annotation, molecular function: protein binding.